AGCUUGCGCAGUAGGUGUAAACAGGAAGAAACCUCUAAACGUUCGCGCAGAGAAACCCAGGAGACCAUCGGAGCUGUUGUUAUGCUUGAUAUUUUUUUCAACUGUGUAAUGCAAAUUGCGUGAUAUCGAUAUAUAUUUUCGCAAUAGACAGGCCUUAGUGUCCAAUAUGAAAUGUAUGACAUAUUGAAGCUACAACGUCUGUUGCUAACAAAAAAAACGAGCUAGGUACCAUACGUCGGUGGUACGAUACCAGACCAGAAUUUAGGUUAAUACAUUCUUUUAGUCUCACAAUUUCCCGCAGUCUUUACUCUCAAGACCCCGUAAAAUUUGUAUUUAUCAAGCAUACGGGUGUCGAUGGAAUUUUAUAUUCGCUAGUCAACGUCGGAAAUGCUUCAUCUUUGUUCGUCUUUGAAGUCGACGUGAAGUGGCCUACUAACCUAUAUACUUGUGUUGCUCGCGACUAGAACUAGCUCUAGCGCUACAUCCCCGUAGCAGGCGUAGCAUAUCCGUCUUUCAGUACAACGGCAGGAGUCGUGAAAAUGGUUCAAAAAGAUAAGACGGUGGACAAUCCUCAAACAGAAAACGAGGCCAGCCCCAGCCCAGCCUCCGUGGAAGCCUGUGUGGAUGCGCUGGGUCCCGUUGAUGGACCCGUUAUCGGUGUCGAGAGAACAGGCCGGAGAAAAUUCACAAGCGGAGUCGUCGAGGGGUUCUAUGGGAGACCAUGGACAAUGGAACAAAGGAAAGAGCUUUUCAGAAGGCUACAGAAGUGGGGGCUGAACACGUAUCUGUACGCGCCAAAGGAUGACUACAAACACAGAAUGUUCUGGAGAGAAAUGUACUCCGUGGAGGAGGCUGAGCAACUGAUGACGCUGAUCAGUGCAGCCAAGGAGCAUGGUAUCGAGUUCAUCUACGCCCUCUCCCCUGGUCUCGACAUCACAUUCUCCAAUCAGAAGGAAGUGUCCACGCUAAAGAGGAAACUGGACCAGGUUUCCCACUUUGGUUGCAAGUCCUUUGCCUUACUUUUCGACGACAUCGACCACAACAUGUGCCCGGCAGACAAGGAGGUGUUCAGCUCUUUUGCACAUGCCCAGGUGUCCAUUACCAAUGAGAUCUUCCAGUACCUGGGAGAGCCAGAGACCUUUUUAUUCUGUCCCACUGAAUACUGUGGCACCUUCUGUGUUCCAAACGUUGCCCAGUCACCGUACCUCCACACCAUUGGGGAGAAGCUGCUGCCCGGCAUUGAAGUGCUGUGGACAGGCCCUAAGGUUGUGUCCCAAGACAUCAGUGUGGAGUCCAUUGAGGAGGUGUCCAAGAUCUUGAAGAGGGCGCCGGUGAUCUGGGACAACAUCCACGCCAACGACUACGACCAGAAGAGGCUGUUCCUGGGCCCCUACAAGGGACGCUCUACGGAGCUCAUCCCCCGGCUGAAGGGGGUGCUCACCAACCCCAACUGCGAAUUCGAGUCCAACUACGUGGCCAUCCACACACUGGCCACCUGGUACAAGUCCAACAUGCACGGCGUGCGAAAGGACGUGGUCAUGACGGAUGGUGAGGACAGCACGGUGUCCAUCCAGAUCAAGCUGGAGAACGAGGGCAGUGACGAGGAGCUGGAGACGGACAUGCUGUACAGCCCUCAGCUGGCCCUCAAGAUGGCCCUCACCGAGUGGCUCCACGACUUCGGAGACCCCCACCAGUACAACAGUCGGCAGGUGCCUCACAGUGGUGCCAAGAGCACGGUCAUCGACGUCCCUGCCCUGGGCUGCUCCAGCCUGGGCGCCGCCACCACCGUCACCACCAUCUUCCAGCAGCCCAUCAUGAGCCCGGCGCCGGCCACCCUGGUGCCCGAGCUGGAGACCCUUCCCCUGGGCAAGGAGGAGGACGCUGAGGUGGUGGAGGUGGAGGAGGAGGUGAAGAAGGAGUCGGACGAGGAGCCCAUGGAGACUGCUGCCGAUAAACACGAGGAGGCCGUGGAGGAGGUGGUGGAGAACGUGAGCCAGAUCCUGACGGAGAUCGUGGCGGCCAAGAUGACGGCGGAGGAGCUGCGGCCCAUGGACACGGACAAGGAGAGCCUGGCCGAGUCCAAGUCGCCCGAGAUGUCCGUGCAGGAGGACUCCGGCAGCGACAUCGCACCCAUGCAGACGGACGACCAGCAGCUGCAGCACCAGCAACAACACCAGCAGCAGCCGCUGGGCGUCCUGUUGGCCUCAAAGGAGCCGGCGUUCGUGCCGGGGCCGGACGAGAAGCCCCUGUACACGGCCGAGGCGCUGACCCUGGAGGACCUGACGCUGCUGGCCGAGCUCUUCUACCUGCCCUACGAGCACGGCCCCAAGGCCGCCUUCAUGCUCAAGGAGUUCAACUGGCUGCGCGCCAACAGCAGCUACGUCAGCAUCAACUCCGAGGACAAGGAUCCAAAGAAGGUGGAGGAGUGGAAGACGCGUGCGGAGAAGUUUGAGGAGAUGUGCGGCUCUGUGAUCCAGAUGUUCACGCGGCUCUCCAACUCGGCCAACCGCAGCAUCCUGUACGACCUGUACCCCUACAUCUGGGACAUCAAGAGCAUCAUCUCUAUGGUCAAGUCUUUUGUGCAGUGGCUAGGGUGUCGUAGUCAGUCCUCCGCACAGUUCUUAAGUGGAGACCCUGAACCGUGGGCCUUUAGGGGAGGUCUAGCAGGAGCGUUCCAGCGUCUUUUGCCCAUAGACGGGGCAAACGAUCUUUUCUACCAGCCUCCUCCCUCCAUGCCCACCUCCAAACUCUAUUCCAUACGACCAUACUACCCUAAAGACGAGGCUUCUGUUUACAAGAUCUGCAAAGAGAUGUAUAGCGAAGGCUGUGAUGGCAUACCUUUUUCAGACGGCUCUCAAGCAGACCUGAUAGGAGAUCGGCUGGUAGGAGGCUUCCUGACGGUGAGCCCGGACUACGGCUUCGUGCUGGAGGACGAGGAGGGGAUCUGUGGCUACGCUCUGGGCACCGUGGACGUCAAGCCCUUUGUCAAGAAGUGCAAAGCCAGCUGGAUCCCCUUCAUGCAGGAGAAGUACGGCAAGCCGGAGGAGGGCGACGACAAAGAGCUCUCAGAGGCCGAGAAAAUGAUGCUGAGCUUCCACGAAGAGGAGGAGGGUCUGCCCGAGUCGUUCCUGCACAACUUCCCCUCCCUCAUCAAGGUCGAUAUUCACGCCAAGGUCACGGACCCCAGCGUGGCCAAGAGCAUGAUGGGAUGCCUCCUCUCGUCACUGAAAGCCAACGGCUCUGCCGGUGCCUUCUGUGAAGUGAGGCAGGUCGACAAGCGGAUGUUGGACUUCUACAGCAAGCUGGGCUGCUUCGAAGUGGCCAAGAUGGAGGGCUUUCCCAAGGACAUCAUCAUCAUGGGCCGCAGGUUAUGAGCCAAUCAAAUCGUUUGAUGGUGAAGAAGAAGGAAAAAAAACAGGAGGAGUGGGGAGGAGUGACAUCUUUUUAAGGAACAAAAAAAAGAUAGAUGUUGGGGGCGGGGAAUGAGCACAGAGAGUGUGUAUGUGUGUCGGAACAACACGGCCUUCAACAUGCCUUCCAUCUUUCAAGCCCUAGUGGGUACUUAAGCUUUUCCUUGAGUUUUUAUUUUUAAAUAUUUCAUGUAGUUCACCUCAACAGUAAGGUUUUAACCAAGGUAGCUUACUCUCUAUCUUGUGCACUGGAGGUUAGGAUGGUUGAGGCAUGGCUCUCUCUCUCUGCUCUCUCUCCCCUGUCUAUGCUGAGAGCACUUGUGUUUCGCAUACACAAACAUGGGCUGAGGCUGAAUUACUAAUGUCAGUCUUCCCUGUACAUUUUGCGUGUAUGGGAGUGUGUUGUGGGAAAGGAUUUGGACGCGUGUGGGUGAGUUGUGUUUUGUUAGAGACUGUGUUGUGUGCGUGCGUGCGUGCGAGAGAGUGUGAGAAUGAACACUUAAGAAUGAAGCGAAUGUAACUGAAAAAAAAAACUAAAGACGUGCUGCUGUGUACAGCAAUGGCUUAAAUCGCCCACAGAUUGGCCUUUCUGCAGCUUUUAGUUCCAUUCUUAUCCCACACCCGUUUCACAGUCAGCCGCCAACAACAAAGCACACAUCACGGUACAUUCAGACGGCUCAGACGGCACAGUCAGCUAAGCCAUUCAGACGUGCGCUAUGCCAUCUGAGGCAAGGCACUGAAGGCAGGGUGGUCACUCAGUGGGCUUGUCAGUCCCCCUUCCAAAUGGAAGAUCAUCAGUCAUGGCGCCCAUGUGUCUGGGAAUGCGACCCCGUUCGUAGGUUCCUCAAGAUGGUGACCUUCAGUUCAUACGGACUGUAAUACAGCAGUGCCAGAGGAGCACAGUGUGGUCUCAAGCCAGCCAUCCAUAUAGUCCACACCACACCAGGGCUCUAAAUUACCACCAGCCAACCGGCCAAAUGCUGGUGAACUUUCAGUUUGGCUAGUUAUUAAAAAGACCAACUUACUAGCCACUUUGACUUGUUAGUGAGUGUGUGUUUGGCUAGUAAGAUUUAACAUCUACCAGCCAUUUUGGCUGGUAAGGGAUAAAGUUAAUUUAGAGCCCUGCUCUCCCCACGGUUGGCUUCAGGACGGGGCUGGCCCAGCCCUGGGACAGAUCCGCUCAAGCACAGAAAUGCCUUUAGGCCUGCUGCCUUCUCCCAUAUAUACACUCAUGUAAUGGGAUUUUUUUGUUUUCCUUCUUUUUUUUCUGAAAUGUUGGGAGGACCGGGAAAAUGUGGAAUUUUUAGGCUGUCAUGACAGCCAAUCUAAUGAUCAUACGCCUGUUCCAAAAUUUUGACCAACUUAAGUAUUUCAUCGCAA
This is a messenger RNA of Engraulis encrasicolus (European anchovy), 4790 nucleotides long. It is a transcript of the gene oga, whose product is annotated as O-GlcNAcase. Gene Ontology annotation, biological process: glycoprotein metabolic process. The transcript has 19 exons. Bases 540 to 3374 code for a protein of 944 amino acids. NCBI's taxonomy places the organism in Eukaryota, Metazoa, Chordata, Actinopteri, Clupeiformes, Engraulidae. Gene Ontology annotation, molecular function: beta-N-acetylglucosaminidase activity. The record is from RefSeq and is a predicted model, not a curated record.